AUGUCAGUCCGCCAACUCUACAAUGCGCUCGCUUCCCAAGACCAACAGGCUCAGACGCCCUCUAGCUCAGACGACAUACCAGCCCAGCUUGAGCUCGACCUGCGUGCCUUUGGUAGCAUACUGAUUCAGCAAGCUGGCGUACUGCUCAGGUUGCCGCAAAUCGUCAUGGCUACUGCCUCGGUACUCUACCAGCGAUUCUGGUUCGUCACUUCCUUCAAGCAUUUCGGCGUAAGGGAUAUAGCACUCGCUGCGCUCUUCCUGAGCUCGAAGCUAGAAGAAACGCCGAUACGCAUUCGCGACCUCAUCAACGUCUUUGACUGUCUGCUCAAAUUUGUCGAAUACCAUCAAACCCGACUGGCUCUCACCCUCGCGCGAGGAGCUGCUCAGCAGCAUGCUCAAAGUAGGCCCAAGGAGUUUCGUUACUUGCCCAUGGACUACUUUGCCAAAGAGUUCUACGAUCUCAAGGAAGAGACGGUCAUUGGCGAGAUGCAAAUCCUCAAAAGGCUAGGCUUCGACGUAUCUGUCCAACACCCGUAUGGUGCACUCGUCAACUACCUCCAAGUCCUCGAGCUAGCCAACCGCUCAGACGUAGCAUCCAAAGCAUGGGGAUUCUGCAACGACGCACUUCUGACGCCUUUAUUAGCUACGCAUCCGCCCGGGGAUGUCGCAGCGGCAGCGAUUUACUACGCUUGUGCAAUGAUCACACCGGCCGUCUCGCUGCCGCUGAAACCCCGACCUUGGUGGGAGCUCUUUGAUGUCUCGAGCGAAGAGACACUCGUGCACAUCACCGAGACCGUGCUAGACCUAUACGACAGAUGGGCUCUCACUUCUCCAGACACAGACCAGAGCGCAGUGACCAUCUGGGAGCAAGCCGCCGCUAGAAAGCUGCCAACGACGAAAUCACAAGUCCGUACAUCGCUAGAAAGGCAGUCGAGGUGA
This is a messenger RNA of Mixia osmundae IAM 14324, 939 nucleotides long. RefSeq lists its product as uncharacterized. Bases 1 to 939 code for a protein of 312 amino acids. The transcript has 5 exons. Gene Ontology annotation, molecular function: cyclin-dependent protein serine/threonine kinase regulator activity. Gene Ontology annotation, cellular component: nucleus. The record is from RefSeq and is a predicted model, not a curated record. NCBI's taxonomy places the organism in Eukaryota, Fungi, Basidiomycota, Mixiomycetes, Mixiales, Mixiaceae. Gene Ontology annotation, biological process: regulation of transcription by RNA polymerase II.